Messenger RNA from Manihot esculenta (cassava), 2136 nucleotides. RefSeq lists its product as uncharacterized. NCBI's taxonomy places the organism in Eukaryota, Viridiplantae, Streptophyta, Magnoliopsida, Malpighiales, Euphorbiaceae. The transcript is spliced from 7 exons. The record is from RefSeq and is a predicted model, not a curated record. The coding region runs from base 1 to 2136 and encodes 711 amino acids.
AUGGACGAGAGUCUUGCUAUUAUAGCCCAUCUACGCGGUUCUCAUCUACAGGUGCAUAUGGAUGAGUUUUUACGAGCCAAAUCCCGUUUCUUUCAUCUUUUAAAUCUCCGUGAGAUCUUUUGGAAGCAACGUGCCAAGCAAUUUUGGCUUAAAGAGGGUGAUGCUAAUACUCGAUUUUUCCAAAGUGCUACUUCUGCUUGGAAACGAAAAAAUACAAUUGUUAAACUGCUGGAUGACUCGAACUGUGUUCCGCUAUUGAUGUCACAUGAUCAGAAUGCAUCUCUUUUAGCUCCUUACAGUUGUGACAAGGUAAAAUCUGCAGCUUUUUCUAUGAAAAUUGAUAAAUCUCCUGGGUUAGAUGGUUUCAAUCCUGAUUUUUUUCAGCAUUAUUGGGAUAUUAUUGGUGGGGAUGUGUCUCGGUUUUGUAUUGAUUGCUUGCAUUCAGGGUCUCUUCCCUCAAAAUUGAAUGAGACUACUUUAGUUUUGAUACCUAAGAAGGGUGUCCCUGAGCGAAUGAGUGAUUUGCGGCCUAUUGCCCUCUGUAAUAUGGUUUAUAAGAUCAUGACCAAGAUGAUAGUUAACCAGCUUAAGUCCAUCUUGCCGCCUAUUGUCUCGGAAAGUCAGAGCGCUUUUAUUUUUGGGCGCAGCAUUCAGGACAAUAUAAUCUUAGCUUUUGAGGCUAUGCAUGGAUUUAAUAUGUUUCAUCGAAAGAAAGAGUUAUCUGGGGCCCUUAAAAUGGACAUCAGCAAAGCCUAUGAUAGACUGGAGUGGGAUUUCAUUCGUGACAUGCUCAUCCGUAUGGGGGAAAUCGGCCCUAUCUUACCGACGAGGGGACUGAGGCAAGCGGAUCCCUUGUCGCCUAAUUUAUUCAUUCUUUGUGCUGAGGAGCUAUCCCGCCUUCUGCAAGACAGUAUAAACCAUGGCAGUCUUCAUGGAGCAAAUGUUCAAGAGGCGUUGGAACUCAAGCGUAUUCUUCGCAUCUAUGAGAAUGCAUCUGGACAAUUGGUUAACUUUCAAAAAUCAUCUGUUUCUGUCAGCAAGUAUACUCCUGUGGCUCUUCGGGAUUCUAUCUGUUCAGUGCUUCAGGUUGAGGAGAAGCCGGAUUUGGGUAAUUAUUUGGGACUCCCUUCUCAUGUUGGUAGUAAUAAGAGGGAAGUGUUCAGUUUUGUUAAGGAUCGUUUGUGGAAGCGGCUGAAUUCAUGGAAGCAUCGUGCGCUGUCCCAAGCAGGUAAAGAGCGUAUGAUGACCCGGUAUUGGUGGAGUAAGGGUGCUGAUCAAAAUUGUGGUAUUCACUGGUUGGGUUGGCAUAGAAUGGCGAAGCACAGACUGGAAGGUGGGUUAGGGUUUAAAUCGCUCUAUGAGUUUAACUUAGCGAUGCUUGCUUCUUUGGGUCACAAUCCUAGCUUUUUGUGGCGUAGUAUAUGGGCGAAUCGGAGUCUAGUUAAAGCUGGUGCUUAUUGGAGAAUUGGGAAUGGCAAGUCAGUUUAUAUUUGGUCUCACCCUUGGUUGAAAGAGACGCCCGACUCAUUGGUUUCUACACCCCCUCCUCCGAACUGUACUCUUUCUGUUGUUGCAGAUCUUAUGAUCGGCCAUAGAUGGAAUGAAAGUUUAAUAGCUCAGUUGUUCAAUGACAGAGAUAGGAGUUGUAUUUUGAACAUCCCUCUAAGUCUUUCUUCGCGCCUAGAUGCGUGGUGCUGGAAGUUUGCGUCCAAGGGUCACUAUUCUGUCAAGAGUGCUUACAGAUUUCUGUCCAGGAGAGUUCCGGUUGAUUCGAUGUGUCCGUUAUAUCAUGAGGCUCCUGAGACUGUCUUCCAUAUUCUUGUUCAAUGUUCUUUUGCCCGCAGUUGCUGGUUGAGUUUGCCUUUGGGUUGGCCUGCAUUCCCCGCUGCCUCUCUUAGGGAGUGGUUCUCUUUAGCCUUCCUUACUGCUUCUGCGGAGAAUGCUUCCCUUAUUCUAAUGAUAUGUUGGGCUUUGUGGCAUAACAGAAAUAAUGUUGUUUGGAAAGCUCAGGGUCGAAUUGCGAGUGGUGUGUUCUUCAUGGCACUGAAUUUUUUGCAACAAUGGAGGGGGGCCUGUUCUGAUUCUACCAGCUGCACCAAUGUUGUGUCGGCUUUGACUGUCUGGUCUCCGGAUUAA